This is a messenger RNA of Chara braunii, 1178 nucleotides long. Lineage: Eukaryota; Viridiplantae; Streptophyta; Charophyceae; Charales; Characeae. The record is from the annotation of a GenBank genome assembly.
CCUCCUCCUCCUCCUCCUCCUCCUCCUCCUCCUCCUCCACAUCUCCUCCUCCCCCUCCUGCUACCGGUAGACAUUUCUUUUGCUUCGUCUCCUUGCAUUGAUUGACCUGCCUCUUCGGCCUCGUCGGGAUCGGGGGGCUUGAUCUUCAGUCAGUGACGUCAACGCGAUAGCUGCGGACAACUCGUGAUCGUCGUCGUCUUCGUCUUCUCGAAAAGUCCUAUCCCGAGCCCGACGCAUCUUAUUCAACCUGCAUACCUCGCUAAUCGUAAGAUCCCGACUAAUUACCAAAAAUGGCGGGGGCGGUGUCGUGCUCCUCGGCGGCGGCGGCAGCGGCAGCAACAGCCGCAGCCGGCGUGUCUCGAGAGAGCCGAGGGCGCCGUAGAUCGUCGGCGGCGCGCAGCGGAAGAUGCUGCGGAGGGGAGAGAGAGAGAAGCUCCCUUUGUCUGACGGCUGCGCAGGCCAGGCACGUGGCGCGCAGUGAGAAAGCGAAGAGCUUCUUUGGCUGCAGCACCGUCCUGGCGCGCAAUGACAGGCGAGCGAUGGUCAUGCUGACCACCAGCGGGUCACACGGCGGUGUGCUGCCACGUGCCGUCAGCGCAAUGGACAGGCCAGCAAGAGAAGGGGAGGGAGGAGGAGAAGGACAGGUGAUGAAGACUACUACUACGGCUAUGGCGGCGGCGGCGGAAUUGGCGGGGGGAGUUGGGGGGAAAGCCGCGUCAUUGGCGGCGCUUGCGGCCGCGAUCGGUAGCGCCGCCCUCCUCGGCCCCGACGCCGCACAUGCCGCCGCACAAGCGACGGCUAACGUCGCGCUGACAAACGGCGGCGUCGAUACAGAUACUGUUUCGACGGCCAUAGCCGGCGGUGGAGCCCUAGCUGCCAUAGCUGCCGCACUCUCCUUCGCGGACCCGGAGAAGAGGAGGAAGCAGCAGGCCAGCGAAGUCGGAGGAGAUGACAUGGAUGUGGUGCGGAAUUAUUUCAACAGCACUGGGUUUGACAGGUGGAGAAAAAUCUACGGGGAGACCGAUGACGUCAACAAAGUCCAGUUUUGUUCCAGUUGGUCCCAGCUUGGUUCCAGUUUGGCGUCAGAUCGGUUCCAGUUUGGCGUCAGAUCGGUUCCAGUUUGAUCCCAGUUGGGUUCCAGUUCGGUUCCAGUUCGGUUCCAGUUUGGCUUCAGAUCG